This is a messenger RNA of Phytophthora infestans T30-4, 2769 nucleotides long. RefSeq lists its product as uncharacterized. The record is from RefSeq and is a predicted model, not a curated record. Bases 18 to 2702 code for a protein of 894 amino acids. The transcript has a single exon. NCBI's taxonomy places the organism in Eukaryota, Oomycota, Peronosporomycetes, Peronosporales, Peronosporaceae. Gene Ontology annotation, molecular function: calcium ion binding.
AGCAGAACGGAGUGGGGAUGCACACGAUAGCCGUGGAGAUGCUGCAGCUUGUGGCCGGGAUGUGUGUGUUCUGCGGGACUACCAAGAGUGCCAAGCUCGGCGUUUUGUUCAAGCUGUUCGCGUCACACGGAGACGGCCACGUCUCUCGACGUCGUUUGUUUGAGAUGCUGAAAUCGAUCCUCGUGGUGCUGUUUGCCUUCAGUAGCUACAACGCGACACGAGGCCACUCGAACGACGCGGGGUCUGUCAAUUCCUGGAGCACAAACUCGAUCGCGGAGCGUGCAGCAGGUGCCGUAGUGUCCAAGCUCUUCUGUGAAGCCACAUGCAAGCGUCCUGACUCGAUCAGCUUAGCGGAGUUCGCUGCGUGGUAUGCUGCGGGGGGAUAUAUGGACUGUCCGUGGCUGGAGCUGCUGGAUCUGUCCAAGUGGCCCGCCAAGGAGGCGUUCGAGGCCAGCAAGCGCGAGAAGCCUCUGAUCUAUGCGUUCGACAUGCUGGAGGAAGGCAGCAUCCUGCACUUCACCGAGAGCGACAUCUCGACGUAUCUCUUCAUGUUGCGGUCCACGAAGCUCGGGGAUUUGAGUGUCAGUAAAGUGUACGACGCGCUGUUGGCGUACGCUACUCCGUCGGCCGAGGAGGCGCUCAAGAUGUCGAAGGCAGUUGGGACGCAGAGUCGCAGGGGGCAGAUGUACUCGUACGCUGCAGUGGAGGAAGACGAAGGCGCGUAUCUCGUCUUGACGCGCACGAAUUUCUACGAGUGCGUGCGUAGCUUGGUGGCCAAGGAUAACAUGUCGGAGAAGGCGCAGCAGACGUCGUCCAAGCUGCUCUCUCGGCUGUUUAACGUCUUCGACCGCAAGCGCUGUGGUCGUGUGAAUGCGCUGGAACUCGCAUGCGGCCUCAGUAUCCUCGGCCGAGGCUCCAAGAGCCAGAAACUCUCGUUGGCGUUCGACUUCAUCACGAAAAUGCGGCAACAGAGACACAAAACACUGGCGAGUUAUGCGCCGCCACCUCCGAGCACUACGACGGGCUUCGGUGGCUUUGGAGCGUCCGGAACAGGCACGGGGGGCUUCGGAUUUGGCCUUGGAGGUGUUCCGAGCAGUCACUUCUCGAUGAGUGGAGGCGGAUUUGGAUUCCCCAGUACGCGUGGCUUUGGAUCGACGGCUCAAGGCAUGCGUAGCCGACAGGCGCCCCCGCUCUCCGUCGCAGAGAUCAACGCACUGCCUCACUCAGUGUUGUUCAUCUACUUGCGGUCGUUCUUACUGGCUCUUAUGGCACUCAGCGACGGCACGUAUCGUCUUGGCCUGGAGAAGAUUUACGUCGAAGCUGACGACUUCAUCGAGGAAGCGAUGGGCGAUCUCAUGACGGACGUGACGGCGAAUGGAGGCGCGACUAUCUCAGCGACUAACGGACUCUCUGGGUACGGUAGUGCGCGUUCACGGGCUCGUGUAACUUUUGAGCAGUUUGGCGAAUGGUACAACACGGGAGGCUACCAGUUGAUCUCGUGGGUGGAGCUUCUUGACGUCAGUAAGUGGCAACAGCAACAAGACUUCCAGGAUCAGACAAUGUCGGCAGCUGGGCCGGCUUCGACGUACCAGAGCAAGCGCACGGCUCCUGUUAUGGGCUCUCAGAGUCGUGGACCCAUGUCGACUGCUGCCCCGUUGCCAGUGGAGCCCAUGCAGCCCAUCCAACAGACAGUCAAGCCCGUGACACGUCGACGUCAAGUGCGUCAGAGCGACAUUGUGUCGACGCCGUUUGUGCAUGGCCUCCCCACUGCAGACCACGCUACGAAGCAAGAUCCUCGCGAGUCAACGGGUGCGCUCAGUCUGAGCUCGGACGGACCUGUUAUGGUGUUCGCAGUCGCCAAAGAAGCGGCCGAGUUGCAGUUCUUCAAUGAGGACAUCUCGACCCUUAAAUUGUUCCUACGACAGACUCAAUUACACAGCGUUACCUCAUGGGAAUUACAGGGCGCUGUAUUGGAAGCAUUGGACUUCCCCACGGCCAAUAGCACUGGCAUCAUGUUGACACGACGCAGUACGUUCCUCCGAGCACUGCAGAAAGUAUGUGGGACGCUGCCACUCAUCGCUCCGUCGAGUGGCUCGAAAGACCAGAUAGGGUUCCUAAGUGACGAAGGCGUGGAUAUGCUGCAACGUCUUCUUGGAGUGUUCGUGCGCGAGCCUGCGUCGGAUGACGAAGACGAGCAGAUCGCUGCAGACGGCGAUGAAGACGACGAAGCGGAAGACCCCGUGGAUGUUGGCGCAGCGAUCUGUGGCAUGCUGGUGGUGUGUGAAGGCUCCAUGUUGGAGAAGCUCAAGUGCUGUGCUGCGUUGAUCUCCGACGACGACGGCGCGAGUACGCUGAAAGGCGAAGGAGAAGGCGAAGAGGAGACCGAAGGACCCACCGUCAAGCUGGAGACCAUCAAGUCGAGUCUCAUGUGCUUCUUGAUGGCGUUCUACGGCAUGAGUAGCUCCCUUAGCGCUGAAGUGGCUCGCUAUUCCGCCGAGCUUGGAGCCGACGCGGUCUUACAGUCUUACGUCGAGGCUGAAGAUCCGGAUCUUGAGAAGGAAGUGGCUCUUCAAGACUUCACCGACUGGUUUAGCGGUGUCGGCUACCCGUCACAUCCGUGGCUGGAGCUGGCUGUGCUGAACCAUUGGCCUGCCGCGAUUAACGUAUGUGGCAGUAACGGGAUUACGGAUGACGGCGAGUAAGAGUUACAGUUACAGUCAGCGCCUUUUAGAUACAGUAAAAGCCACAGUAUACAUGUAUACUUGACUA